UCCACCUCCUAUAUAAAUCCCAGUGUUAUGCUACUCAAUUUCUUGCCACCCUAAAAAUCAUGGUCUACAUAACUCUCCAACCUGCCUAGAACACAUUUCCAUUCAAAAACACACAAAUUCCAAAUUGAAAUUCUAAAAUUCCGGAAAUGUUGUUGUCAAUAUUCCUUGCUCUGUUUCUACCAUGCGCCGGAAUGAGCGUCAUUUUCCUCAUUUACAUUUGCUUGCUUUGCUACUCUGCGCGCGGAAGCAACGGUGAGGCGGAGCACGUGCACCAUUUCCGCACGCCGGUAAAGCCCGCUCAAAACAGAGGCCUCUCCGCCUCCGAUCUCCAGAAGCUCCCCAAGGUGACCGGCAAAGAUCUGGUGAUGGACACCGACUGCGCCAUCUGCUUGGACGAAAUCGAGGCCGAGCAGCCGGCCAGGAUGGUCCCCGGCUGCAACCACGGCUUCCAUCUAGAGUGCGCCGACGCGUGGCUCUCUAAAAACUCCAUUUGCCCUGUUUGCAGAGCCAAGCUCGGCCCUCACCUCUUCAAUCCCGAUCAAAUCAGCCCCUGCUGAAUCCAUCAAAUUCAUCCGAUUUUGUACCAAUUUUUGUUCCAAAUUUUGAUUCAAUGGAAUAGAUUGUGUAUAGAAUUGCUAUUAACAAGUUAUUUUAUUUAUUUAUU
This is a messenger RNA of Salvia hispanica, 664 nucleotides long. Its product is annotated as RING/U-box superfamily protein. The record is from RefSeq and is a predicted model, not a curated record. Lineage: Eukaryota; Viridiplantae; Streptophyta; Magnoliopsida; Lamiales; Lamiaceae.